This is a messenger RNA of Dictyostelium discoideum AX4, 3978 nucleotides long. RefSeq lists its product as hypothetical. The transcript has a single exon. The record is from RefSeq and is a predicted model, not a curated record. The coding region runs from base 1 to 3978 and encodes 1325 amino acids. Lineage: Eukaryota; Evosea; Eumycetozoa; Dictyosteliales; Dictyosteliaceae. Gene Ontology annotation, molecular function: phosphatidate phosphatase activity.
AUGAAUUAUGUUGAAAAGUUAUUUGACGAAGUUCACUAUGUUUUUAAUUUAAAUGCAGCCACUUUAAGUGGGGCAAUUGAUAUAUUGGUAAUUCCUCAAUUAGAUGGUUCAUUAAAGUGUACACCAUUUCAUGUUAGAUUUGGUAAACUUCAAUUAAUUCAAAGUUCAGCAAAAGUUAUAACAAUCUAUGUGAAUGGUCAAAAAACCGAUUUACAAAUGAAAUUGGGACAAGCAGGUGAAGCUUUCUUUGUAGAGGAAUCCGAUGACCCAGUACCACCAUUAUUAGCAACUUCACCAAUACCCUCACCAAAAUCAACUAGAAGAGCAAUAUCACCUGCAUCAGCUAGUACUUUAACAACCACAACUACAACAACCACUACAUCUUCAUCAUCAUCUUCAUCGUCACCAUCAUCAUCAUCGUCAGCAACCACAUCACCUGUAAAUAAUACAUCUACAACAUCAUCAUCAUCAUCAUCAGCUACAACAACUACAUUAUUAUCACCAUCUGUUCAACAUAUUACCCAUACAUCAUCAUCAACAACAACUACAUCAACAUCUAAAAAUUCAUCACCAAUACCAUCGACUACAACUAAAUUUACACAAAAAUCAGGAGGUGGUGUUGGGGGUGGUGGUGAUGCAUUUGAUUCAAAAGAGAUGAAACCUUUAACAUCAGCAUUGGAAGAGAUGAUUAUGAAUCAAACCAUUAAUAAUAAUACUUUUUAUAAUUAUGUUCCACCAACUACACCAACAAAGAACAAGACAUCAUUAAAUACAUCUACCUCAGCAUUAAGUCGUGGUUCAUCAAGACCAUCUAGUCCCGUUACAAUUGAUACACAAUCACCUAUUGGUAGUUUUAUAAUCGAUUGUGGUAAUGAUAUAAAUAGUAAUUUAGAGGGUAGUACAUUCAGUCCAAGCACCUCACCACCAAAAUCUUCAACUACAAAUAGUGCUAGUGGUGCUGCUACUACAACCACUACCACCUCAACAACAACUACAACAACAACAGCUGCCGCUACUACCACUACUGUAACAGAACCAGUUUCAGAUUCUGAAACUGAACCAAAGUUUUGGAGAUGGGGUGGUUUCCCAAAGUUUACUUAUCGUAGAAAACAAUCACAACCACCACAACCAAACACUACAACUACCACCACUACAACAAUAGCAGCAGCAACAGCAGCAACUUCAUUAUCAAAUACAACCUCACCAUCAAUAUCAUUAGCAACAUCACAAGAUAGUAUUACCGAUUCUACUAUUAUACAGCCACCACCACCAACCACUACAACUACCACAACUACAAAUACAAUUAUAACAGAAGCAACUACAACAAAUAUAUUACAACCAACACCAACAAAUAACAGCGGAAAAAUUGAAGAAAUUUUAGAUACAGAUAAUAAAAAUGGUGGUGAAUCAGAAUCACCAUUAAUCUAUUCACCAACUAUAUCAUCAAACGAAUCGGAUGAUGGAUUGGGAUUACCAAUAAUAAAUAAAAAUAAUAAUAAUAAUAAUAAAGGCGCCAAUCACUCUAUACCAAUUCCAACACCGAAUAAUACACCAAUAAAUCCAUCAAUGUUAACAGAGAAUCAACCAUUGGAUGGUAGUUCAUCUUGGACAAGAAUGGGUUCAUUGUUUAAAAUGUUUAAAAAAGAUCAUUCUGGUGGUAAUAAUUUAGAUACUUUAUCAACUUCACCUUCAAAUUUAAUUACACAUUAUGAUAAAAAUAAUCAACAACAACAACAACAACAACAACAACAACAACAACAACAACAACAACAACAACAACAACAACAACAACAACAACAACAACAACAACAACAACAACAAUUACAACAAUUACAACAACCACAACCACAACCAAGUUUUAUUGUAAAAACUGAAAUUAAACCAACUUCAACAAACUUUAAUAGCGAUAAUAAUAGAGAUGAAAUGUUUUUAUUAGAUGAAGAACAAGAAGAAAGAGAAGAGCAAGAAGAGGAAGAAGAGGAAGAAGAAGAGGACCAAAUAAAACAACAAAAUGUACAACAACAACAACAACCACCACAACAAAUAAUUGACGAAAAAUUGGAUGAUCAAUCACCAAGACAAUUAACCAAAUCAUUAUCAUAUGCAGAUAUUGUAAAGGAAGGAGAACAUUUAAUUUCUACAGGUGCAGAUGUUUUAUCAAUUUCACCAUCGAUUCAACCACAACAACCACAACAAUCACCACCAAAAGCUUCAAUUAAUGCUCUUGGUACAACUGUUAUUUCAACUUUAAAUUAUCCACCAGAUUCAAGUAUUUCUGAGUGUUUAUCGAAAUUAAAUUAUGAAUCUGAAUUCCCAGUUUUAAAAACAAAUGAAGGUUAUCAUCAUCAUCAUAAUAAUAAUAAUAAUAAUAAUAUAGGUAAUAAUAAUGAUAAUAAUAUAGAUAAUAUAGAUAAUAAUAAUAAUAAUAACUUUAUUAAACAAAUACCACCAUUACAAAUGAAUAAAGUAACUAAUAGUAAUGGAUUAAUUGAUCAUUUUUCAAUUAGUUUAUCAUUAUGUGGUCAUUUAAUUUUGGAUAAAGCAUUACAAUAUGAACCAGAAGAAAAGGAUGCAUUUUUUAGAGAAUACCUUAUAAGUUUUGAACAUUUUUGUUCAGAUACAUCAUUAUUAAAGAAUCCACAUUUGGUUGCAAAAAUCAAUGAUCAAUAUUAUCCAUGGUCAGUCGCUGGUCAUAUCAUUUUAAGUUAUUUAAUCUAUCGUAGACCAAUUACUCAAGAAGCAUUAAAUAAUUUAAAGAAAAAAGAUACUGAAGAUAGAACAACAAAUGUAGAUAUUAUAUCAACACCUUUACCACAACCAACUCAACUACUACCACAACAACCAACUCAACUACCACAAGCUAAACAAUCUUCAUAUUGGAAGAGUUGGUUAUGGAAAAACAAUAACAAUAAUAACAAUAACAACCAAACUGUACAAAAUCAAAUUUCACCAUCAUCAUCACCACCAUCAUCAUCACAACAUUCACUUUCUAAUUUAACUAGAUCUGAACCAAUUCCAUUCAGUAAUAAUAUUAAUAAUAAUACUAAUAAUAAUAAUAAUUUUAAUAAUUUUGAAAAUAAUAUAAUAAUUGAAGAUUUACCAAAGAAAUAUACAAAGAAAUCAUUAAGACCAACAUCAGAUCAAUUAAAAUCUUUAGGACUUAAAAAAGGUAUAAAUAGAAUUACAUUUGUAGUAUCUAGUACUUUAUUAGGUACCAAAGAGGUAUCAGCAUCAAUUUAUUAUUGGGAUAAUUCAUCAAAGAUUGUAAUCUCUGAUAUAGAUGGAACCAUUACUAAAUCCGAUGUAUUUGGUCAAGUUUUACCAUUGAUUGGUAAAGAUUGGUCACAUAUUGGUGUUGCAGAGUUGUAUUCCAAUAUCAAAGAGAAUGGUUAUCAAAUCAUUUACCUAACUUCAAGAGCUAUUGGUCAAGCAAAUUUAACUAGAACCUAUAUUAGUUCAGUGAAACAAACUGGUUCAAAUCAAAAUACAUUGGGCGGCAGUGGAACCACUGGUGGUGCAAAUAGUGGUGUCAAUGGUUUGAAUCAACAACAAAGUAUACCAUUCACUUUACCAGAGGGUCCUGUAUUCAUGUCACCAAAUCGUUUACUAACUUCAUUUAAUCGUGAAGUUAUUAAAAGAAAUCCUGAAGAAUUUAAAAUUGCAUGUUUACAAGAUAUUCAAAAUAUUUUCCCACCAACUAUGUCUCCAUUUUAUGCAGGUUUUGGUAAUCGUAAUACCGAUGCUAUCUCUUAUAAUGCUGUUGGUGUACCCAAGGGUAAAACAUUUACAAUCAAUCCAUUGGGUGUUAUCAAUACAACAAAUACUACCUACAAUAAAACUUAUACAAAACUUAAUGAUUUAGUUCAAGAUAUGUUCCCAUGUCAAAAUUCAAAUAAAAAUUCUGUUGAUGAACAAUGGAAUGAAUAUCAUUAUUGGAAAAAAUCUGUUAUACCACUUCAUAAAUUAGAUCCUCUUUAG